AUAAUAAAAGUUGGCAAACUAAUUUUCAAACCGAAUCAAAACUUUUGACUAUAGUUCUCCAGUUUCAGUGCGUGUGCAAAAAUAAAUAUAAAAAAGUUUCACCAAAGAAAAAAAAAAAAACUAGACAAAUCAAAACAAAUACUUCCACAGUUCAGAGACAAAGUUUUGCAAAAGUUCUUUAUUUAUUUUUUUUAGCGCUGAUCCCAUAAGUCAAUUUUGUUUUAUAAUUGACAUCAUUAAAGACCAAAGCGAGAAAUAGGAAAUAAAGAACAAAAAAUAGACAGCAAAAACAACAACAAGUGGAAUAUUUUGGCGCUUCGUUUCGUAUUACAUUCAUUGCAUGGACACGAAAUUGUUUUGAAAGUCUUCAUCAUCGCGGAGGAACUUGAAAAAUUCGUUAGCUAAACUUUUUAUGCAGUUUGCACUAUAUGUAGUUCCAGGUUUUUGUUUGCCUUUGCCUCCAUUUUGCUGCUCUCUCAAGUGCUGCUCGACAGCAUUUAAUGAAGCAAGUUUUUGCUUUUUAAUUUUCAUUCAAGUGGCAAGCAACAAAAAAAAAGAGAGACAAUUAAUUUGCUCUAAUUGUGUUUACCUUUUUUGGAUGACAGAGUUUGUGUAAAGAGUCAAGAGAAACAUAGAGAGAGAAAAAUAGAAGGACAAACCAAUAGAUCAGAGAUUGUGACAUUUGUGCAUUCGAGCGCGGAAUGACAAUGAGCCAAUGAGGCAAUAAUCUUUGGCAAAGGAGCAACACAAUUAUGGACACAAGUAAUCCCUACGAAGAAACCACAACAACAGCAACAGCAACAACAAUGGCCAUGUUCAAUGAAAGCCACAUUGUCGACAUAUCGACAACAACAACAACAAUACCCAUAACAACAACUACAGAUUUAAUGGAACUUGUUGGCAACUAUACGAAUUGCAGUAAUAAUGCCAACAUGAAUAUAACAGAAAUCGAAUCGGAUGAUUCAGAGGAUGAGGAAAUGCUGCGCAUUGCAUUUCUCAUUAGUGACUUUGUGAAUAAAUAUUAUACUCCAAUCAUUUGCUGCACGGGCAGCAUUGGCAACAUACUCUCCGUAUUCGUGUUCUUUAUGACUAAACUAAGGAAAUUAUCAUCGAGUUUCUAUUUGGCCGCCCUGGCUAUCAGCGAUACUUGUUUCCUGUGCGGUCUGUUUGUCCAAUGGCUGAAUUUUCUCAAUGUGAACAUCUACAACGAGGACUAUUUUUGCCAAUUCUUCACGUUCUUCAGCUAUUUGGCCAGCUUCUGUUCGGUGUGGUUUGUUGUCGCCUUCACCGUGGAGCGUUUCAUUGCCGUCAUGUAUCCACUGAAGCGUCAAAUCAUGUGCACUGUGCGUCGUGCCAAAAUUGUGUUGCUUGGCCUCACAAUGGCUGGCUGUGUGCAUUGUGUGCCCUAUAUAUUGAUUGCCAAGCCCGUUUAUAAUCCCAAAAUGAAUGUUACCAUCUGCGAUCUAAAUACGACUUAUAAGGAACAACUGGCGCUCUUCAACUACUGGGACUCGAUUGUUGUUUAUGCGGUGCCGUUUACCACCAUCACGGUGCUCAAUACAUGCACCGGUUGCACGGUUUGGAAAUUUGCAACAGUGCGACGCACAUUAACAAUGCAUAAGAUGAAACCACAGAUGACUAAUAUGCCAACAAACUCGACGACAACUGCAUCUGGAGGUGGAGGUGGUACAGCAUCAUCGUCGUCGUAUCGCAUUACGGCAUCGCUGAAGCGUCAAAAGUCAACUGGCACACAUCCAAGCGGACAGCAUAGUGUGACACGGCAAACGGAGCAGCAGCAGCAACAGCAACAACAUCAACAUCAACAUCAACUUGAGGCAGCAAACUCGCAGCAUCAUUGCGAGAUAACACAGAAACCAGGACGCCGCAAGGUGCAAAACUCGUCACAAUUGAAGGUUACCAAGAUGCUGCUCAUUGUGUCGACCGUUUUUGUGUGUCUAAAUUUACCGAGCUGUUUGCUCCGCAUCGAAACCUACUGGGAGACACAAACAGCCAAGACACAGAAUACAACAAUUGUUCUACAGUAUAUUUUCAAUGCGUUCUUCAUAACAAAUUUUGGCAUCAAUUUUGUGCUUUAUUGCGUGAGCGGACAAAAUUUUCGCAAAGCGGUGCUCAGCAUUUUCCGACGUGUCUCAUCGGCUCAACGUGAAGGCAUCACUCAAGUGACAGUCUCGGAAUAUUGCCGCAACACCGGUACCUCAACCAGGCGACGCAUGAUGACACAACACUGCUGGAAUGAGAUGCAUGAGUUGCAUCCACUUAAGUGAAGCAGACUCACGAAAACACCUCCAGAAAAUUGCACGAAACGCAAAUGCAGCGCGAGGCAAGCAAAGCAGAGAAUACCCUAAGGUGUUCGCAUUUUAAUUAUAUGAUUUGCACAAAAUGCAAAAGGAUAUCUUAGCUAUUCGUAAAUUAAAGCAUAAAAAAAAGAAAACGAAAGAAAAACCUGUUUGUGAUGUUGCUAAAGCCAAAGAAAACUAAAAAGAAAAAAAAUGAGCAAAGAAUAAAACGUAAACGUAAAACGAAAAAACAAAAGCGUUGAAACGCUUUAUAAAAAAUCUAGAAGAACUUCAGCUUAAAUUGAUUUUACUCGUAAAAGAAACAAGGAAAAUUGUAAAUUUCAAUUACCAAAUAGAGCUUUUUUUAUAUGCAAGAUAACAUCGGGAAUAUUAGUUGCAAAGCUUAGAAUGCAACUAAAAACAAGAAAUACACGCUACCGUCUUUUAAGAAAAAAAUACUAAAAUAUACCGAAUUAUAUAUGUGGUAUUAAUGUAUUACUACUGCAUUCAAAAUAUACUGUACACAAAUGAAAAAAUCUAAGAGAUUAUAUUUGUUGUUUUCAAGAAAACCUUUCAAUGUUUAUGAAUAUUUUACGCAAUUCGAAUUUGACAUUUAAAGAAAGAUUUAUAUAUUGAUUUUUGCCGAUGUUAAGCAAGCGCCCAUCUAUUCUAUAAGCACCCAUACCCAUAUCGUGACACAAUUAUAGAGACCGAAAUAAAUUAACAAAAUAAACGCUUUGGGUAUGAAUUUGUUUACACUCUGAACCGAAUUUGAGUAAAACUUUAAAAGCGCCGACGGCAACUCGUGGUGUUAUCUCUGUGGUAUUAAUAUAUGCAUAUGGAUGUAUGUAUAUAUUGUUCUUACCCCCUCAUUUAUGUGUAUGUGCGCAUUAACAUUAAACUAAUUAUGUUUUAAAUGAUGCUUAAUUGACAAUGCGAUAAUUGAAUUCAUUAUAAAUCAAAAUGCAAUAGUCACAACAAUAUUAACCACAAUAUGCUAAACUCUUAAUGGAUAUAUUGUAUAAUCAAAAUAGCAAAAACCAAAAAAAAAACACAAAUUAAGUCUAUUUUAAUUGGAUCGUAAUAAAUGUUAGUUAUGUUCACGCAAAAUGAAUUUUGACUUUGGGGAGGGGAAAAAAGGCGAAAAACAGCCCAAAGAAAGUUUCUAAUUAAGCUAAAAAUAAAGGAAACUUACAUCGCUCGAUUUCAUAACAAUUUUGAUGUGGAUUGAGGAAUUUAGGGAGCCAGGGAUCUAUGUCAGAAAUGAGCCCAUUAAACGAUUUCCAUUUGGUCAAGUGGAGGCAAGCCAACCUGCAACAUUCCCUUAAGCUGGCCAAAAGUACAAGCACUAAGCCACCCACCUGGACAAUUUGCCCAAUGGCCAUAAUAUAACAACAACAACAACAGUAAGAAAAACAAAAGUUAAGCUGCUUAGGUGCACGGGAAAAGGUCAGCACAAAGCUUGUCAAGUGCAGGCAGCGCGUUGGCUUAUAAGCCACAACGAUCCGAAUUGGGCCGGUUUAAAGCUCAACUUUAGGACAAACAGCCGAAAACAACGAGCAACCAGGAACCAGAAACGAGCAACAAUAACAAUCACAAAAACACACAGAAAGUCUCUCAAUUUUACGCCUAUAAAAACAUACAACUUGUUGCUUACAAUCCCUAAAUU
Molecule: messenger RNA, 3966 nt
Organism: Drosophila albomicans
Lineage: Eukaryota; Metazoa; Arthropoda; Insecta; Diptera; Drosophilidae
Gene: CNMaR
Exons: 7
Coding region: 753-2285 (510 amino acids)
Biological process (GO): G protein-coupled receptor signaling pathway
Cellular component (GO): plasma membrane
Molecular function (GO): G protein-coupled receptor activity
Source: RefSeq, a predicted model, not a curated record